This is a messenger RNA of Triticum aestivum (bread wheat), 1566 nucleotides long. RefSeq lists its product as uncharacterized. The coding region runs from base 188 to 1438 and encodes 416 amino acids. The transcript is spliced from 2 exons. Gene Ontology annotation, molecular function: protein binding. The record is from RefSeq and is a predicted model, not a curated record. NCBI's taxonomy places the organism in Eukaryota, Viridiplantae, Streptophyta, Magnoliopsida, Poales, Poaceae.
CCGACGAUGACACAUAUUCGGCUCCUCCCACCAUAACCCUAGAGCAAACCACUCAAAAUCCUAGCGCCGCCGCACUACAUCCUCACAAUCCCCACAAAGUUUGACCUCUCGUCGCGCAAAUCUGCAGAUCUACACAUCGCCCCAUGAGAGGGGGGAGGAUUCCUCUGGAAGUGUAGAUCCAUCCAGAAUGGCCAUGGUUGCACCUGAGAUAUGUUACAUUGACCUCCUUGAUGAAGACAUCCUUGCUAAAAUCUUUGCCUGCCUGCCGGAGCCGACGAGCAUCGCCCACUCUACCCUCGCCUGCAAACCGUGGUGUCAUGUCAUCACUGAUCACGGCAUCCUUCGCCAACACCGUCCGCCGGCCCUUUGUGGCAUUUUCCAAGAGGUCUACUCACCAGAAUUAGGCAAGCAUCGCAUGAUUUUUAGUCCCACCAACCAGGUGGAAUCACCGGAUCUUGUUGAGAAGAUCAAUAACGUCCAAACCAAUAUUGCCAAGUCCUUGCCCGGUGGCCCUUGGUCCAUCGUAGAUUCCUUGGAGAACCUUCUCCUCCUUUGGCAUGUACGCCCCAUCAACGACUCAGGGGCCAUGGAGAUAUGCGCGAUAUACAACCCUAUCAACCAUGACUUUCAGGAACUCCCUCCGGUGGUCAACUCCCGGUACAUCAAGUUCUUUGGUGCUUCCAUGUUGCGUGAUGACUCAGCAACUUCCUCAGAUCUGUCUUUCAAAGUGGUGUGCGUGGUGGCAGUGCUUAGUGACCAUGCUGAUGAGUGGAUCUACCAGACGUGUGUACAUUCGGGUGGCUCUGACAAUGGUGGCAGCUGGAGCGUCCUUCCAUAUCGGGCCAGCAGCAGGAUGACCCACAUCUGGUCCAUUAGUGGUAUUUGUGUUAGACAGGCAACUUGUGUUGGUGCUGCGCUAUUCCGUAACAUUCGAUACCUGCGCAGUACGGCGGCCUCUUACACUGAUUCCAUGUGGGUGUUGAUGUUGGACAAGCGCACUGGCGGGACUUCCCUGAUGGUCACGCCGCCCAAUAGCUGGAUGCUGCCGGAUGGCGGCGCGUUUGUGGAUUAUGGCAGGGGAAACGACGAAAAGUUGUGGUUCGUGUGCAUCGAUAGGCUCCUCGUGCUUCGGCUCUACAGCCACCCGAAGCCCCAAGAAAGCAAUGCUACUCAACUCAGCGAGCAGUGCUGUCUGGAGGGAAAGGUGGAGCCACAUCCGCUCAUCAUGGAGCUUGUCGUUGAUGCAACUGGCGCCGACAAGCAGUGUGCUCACAAUGUGUGUUCAUGCCAUGGGUACGUCUUCUUCAGCAUAGAAAAGUACGGGUAUUUCGCGGUGCAUCUGAGGAGUAUGCGUGUGCAGCGGCUGAGCGGCGUCCCUGGGAACUACAGGGGCCGUCUUUAUCCCUUCAUGUGUUGUAAUCUGAAUGAAUUAUUCUGAUGUUCGAUGGAUUUAUCUGCAUCCGAGUUUACAUGUUUGCGAAACUUAUGUAUCCGAAUUGUUCAUUUUUAUUGCUAUUUUAGACCAUCGAAUUUGUCGUUUGUUUCAUGUCAUGAAUGAAAUGGGAU